This is a messenger RNA of Manis pentadactyla (Chinese pangolin), 1504 nucleotides long. RefSeq names its product proline-serine-threonine phosphatase interacting protein 1 (gene PSTPIP1). Gene Ontology annotation, cellular component: plasma membrane; cytoplasm; actin filament. NCBI's taxonomy places the organism in Eukaryota, Metazoa, Chordata, Mammalia, Pholidota, Manidae. The transcript is spliced from 15 exons. Gene Ontology annotation, molecular function: actin filament binding. The coding region runs from base 128 to 1369 and encodes 413 amino acids. The record is from RefSeq and is a predicted model, not a curated record. Gene Ontology annotation, biological process: actin filament polymerization.
UGGCCGGAGGCUGCCUUCGGAGGCGCUGCGGGCCGGGCAGGGAGGGGCGGCUCAGCAGCCCCGCGGGGCCCCCGUUCGGCCCUGUCUGUGGUAGGAGCGCGAGCCUUGCGGGGGCAGUUGCCUGAGGAUGAUGCCCCAGCUUCAGUUCAAGGACGCCUUCUGGUGCAGAGACUUCACAGCCCACACAGGCUACGAGGUGCUGCUUCAGAGACUGCUGGACGGCAGGAAGAUGUGCAAGGACGUGGAGGAGCUGCUGAGGCAGAGGGCCCAAGCGGAGGAGCGGUACGGAAAGGAGCUGGUGCAGAUCGCCCGCAAGGCGGGCGGCCACACCGAGAUCAACUCCCUGAGGGCCUCCUUCGAGUCUCUGAAGCAGCAGCUGGAGAGCGCGGGCGGCGCCCACAUGCAGCUGGCCCAGGCCCUGCGCGAGGAGCUGCGGCGCCUGGAGGGCUUCCGGGAGAGGCAGAAGGAGCAGAGGAGGAAGUACGAGGCCGUCAUGGACCGUGUCCAGAAGAGCAAGCUGUCGCUCUACAAGAAAACCAUGGAGUCCAAGAAGACAUAUGAGCAGAAGUGCCGGGAUUCAGACGACGCUGAGCAGGCCUUCGAGCGCAUUAGCACCAAUGGCCACCAGAAGCAGGUGGAGAAGAGCCAGAACAAGGCCAAGCAGAGCAAGGACGCGGCCACCGACGCAGAGCGGGUGUACAGACAGAACAUCGAGCAGCUGGAGAAGGUGCGGAGGGAGUGGGAGCUGGAGCACCGGGCCGCCUGCGAGGCCUUCCAGCUGCAAGAGUUUGACCGGGUGACCAUCCUCCGAAACGCCCUGUGGGUGCACUGCAACCAGCUCUCCAUGCAGUGCGUCAAGGAUGACGAGCUCUAUGAGGAGGUGCGGGUGACCCUGGAAGGCUGCAGUGUGGACGCUGACAUUGACAGCUUCAUUCAGGCCAAGAGCACAGGCACCGAGCCCCCAGCUCCAGUGCCCUACCAGAACUACUAUGACCGGGAGGUCACCUCAUCAUCCUGCAGCGCCGGUACGCAACCAUCCUGCGGCGUGAUCAAGAGGUUCUCUGGGAUGCUGCAUGGAAGUCCUAAGACUGCAGCACUGGCAGCCUCUGCAGAGAUCCUGACCCCAACCCCUGAGCGGAAUGAAGGUGUUUAUGCUGCUGUUGCAGUGCAGGAGGUGCCAGGACCCCCCACCCUGCCAGCCCAGGGCUACAGGGUGCUCUACGACUAUACAGCCCAGAAUUCUGACGAGCUGGACAUCUCUGCGGGGGACGUCGUAGAGGUCAUCCUGGAAGGGGAGGAUGGCUGGUGGACAGUGGAGCGGAAUGGACAACGUGGCUUUGUCCCUGGUUCCUACCUGGAGCAGCUCUGAGGAAGGGGCAGCAGCUCCCACCUGGGCCUGCCCUGCCCCCAGGCCAGGGGUGUCCCCAGUACUGCCCUGGCCUCGCUGGGGCCCCGGGACUGAGCCUGCCCCUCACGGAAAUAAAGGAGUGGAUUUUUUCUCCUU